Molecule: messenger RNA, 2203 nt
Organism: Thunnus maccoyii (southern bluefin tuna)
Lineage: Eukaryota; Metazoa; Chordata; Actinopteri; Scombriformes; Scombridae
Gene: gja3
Product: gap junction protein, alpha 3
Exons: 3
Coding region: 634-2055 (473 amino acids)
Biological process (GO): cell communication
Cellular component (GO): connexin complex
Source: RefSeq, a predicted model, not a curated record
UUUUGACAAAUAGUACGGAAGUUUUGGGAAAGGUUUUUUUUGGGCAACUUUUGCGCACAUACUGUAAAGAUUUAGGGGAGGUUGGCAGGGGCGUGGUGUGACUCCGGACAGGCUGAUGACUCUGUGGAUUCACUCAUGCAUGGUCACACAAUGUGACAGUCCAGACAUGGCUGGAAACGGGAGGCAGCUCCGUCUAACCGAGCCCCAUCUCCGACUCCAAGCCGCCUCCAAAAACUAAUAGCAACAAAGGAAAACUUUUCCUUACACAAGUUAACGGCCCGGGACAGGCAGACAGACAGACAGACUCCACGCCUGGAGAAGUUUGUGCAUGAAUGAGUUUGUGUGGCAGCAUUUAAAAAAGAGUUUGUUGAGCUGUCAGAGGGGCGGCAGGUUGCGGUUUUGGGAUCAGGGAGACAGAGGGAGGGUCGCUGCAGCCGCGGGAGGUCUACACGCUUUUCAACGCACUCAAAUGAUGGCACCAAUGAUGGCAGAUGGAUUUGCUUUUCGUAUUUAAGUAUGACAUCUCCAGUCUAAAGGUGUCAUACAUAUUGUGAACCCUAGUCGAUGGAUUUAUUACCUUUAACACAAGAAUAUUUUACCUGUACUUUCUCCAUAGGCUAGAAAUCUUGAAGCAUGGGCGACUGGAGCUUUCUGGGGCGGCUGUUGGAGAACGCUCAGGAGCACUCGACGGUCAUCGGCAAAGUCUGGCUGACUGUCCUCUUCAUCUUCAGGAUCUUGGUGCUGGGGGCCGCGGCCGAAGAGGUUUGGGGCGAUGAGCAGUCUGAUUUCACCUGCAACACCCAGCAACCUGGUUGUGAGAACGUCUGCUACGACGAGGCCUUCCCCAUCUCGCACAUCCGCUUCUGGGUGCUGCAGAUCAUCUUUGUGUCCACGCCGACUCUCAUCUACCUGGGCCAUGUGCUGCACAUCGUCCGCAUGGAGGAAAAGCGGAAAGAGAAGGAGGAGGAGUUGCGCAAAGCAAACAGGUUCCAAGAGGAGAAAGAACUCCUUUAUAGAAAUGGUACAGAUGCUAGUGGAGGAGGAGGUGGCGGCAAGAAGGAGAAGCCGCCUAUCAGGGACGAGCAUGGCAAAAUCCGUAUCAGAGGUGCAUUGCUGCGUACCUAUGUGUUCAACAUUAUUUUCAAGACCCUGUUUGAAGUGGGAUUCAUUUUGGGCCAGUAUUUCCUCUAUGGCUUCCAGCUGAGGCCCCUGUACAAGUGUGCACGUUGGCCCUGCCCCAACACUGUGGACUGCUUCAUAUCGCGGCCCACUGAAAAGACUAUUUUUAUUAUAUUUAUGCUUGUGGUGGCUUGCGUGUCUCUUUUGCUGAAUUUGUUAGAGAUCUAUCACCUUGGAUGGAAGAAAGUUAAACAGGGCAUGAAAAAUGAGUUCGCCCCCGACCAUGCGUCGCUGCGCCGUGCCAACAUCGCAGAGCCUGAGUGUUUGGCCUCGGCCUCCAGAACUGCCCCCUCCACCCUCAGCUAUCCUCCCAACUACACAGAUGUGACGGCGGGCAGUGGGGCCUUCCUGCCACCCAUGGGGCCAGCAGCCGUGCCCUCAGCAGCAGAGUUUAAGGUGGACGACCUCCAGCAGGAGGAGUCCCUCCGCCAGCCCUCCCCUUCUUCCCACUACUACAUCAGCAACAACAACAACCACAGGCUGGCUACGCAGCAGAACUGGGCCAACCUGGCCACCGAGCAGCAGACUCGGGAGAUGAAGGCCACCUCCCCCUCCCCCUCCGCCUCUUCCGCCACCAACACCGACAAUGAGCAGCAGCAGCCCGUCGAUGCUGCGCUGCUCCUUCCCACCAGCAACACCAACAGUAACACCAACACUACUGCUGCUGCCGCCUCCAGCAGCAGCAGCAGCCCAGGCACAGGCUCCAAUGCAGGCAGCUGGGGUGGGGGGAAGAGCGAGCAGGAGGAUGGCCACGUCACCACCACCACAGUGGAGAUGCAUGAGCCUCCAGUAAUGGUCAGCACAGACCCUCGGCGGCUCAGUCGGGCCAGCAAGAGCAGCAGCAUCAGGGCCAGGCCGAAUGACCUGGCUGUCUAAAUCUCUUCAGCCCUUUCAUUUCCCGAAACCCUCCCUGACCAAUUAUCCGCUUCCCCCAAUCCCACCCUCAAACGGUCAUUCUCAGACAAAAAAGUCACACACAUGAAUAAAACAAAAAAACAAAACAAAAAAAAAAAAAACAAGAGAA